Oryzias melastigma (Indian medaka) is the source of this 1972-nucleotide messenger RNA. RefSeq names its product DnaJ (Hsp40) homolog, subfamily C, member 25 (gene dnajc25). The transcript has 5 exons. Gene Ontology annotation, cellular component: endoplasmic reticulum membrane. The record is from RefSeq and is a predicted model, not a curated record. Lineage: Eukaryota; Metazoa; Chordata; Actinopteri; Beloniformes; Adrianichthyidae. Gene Ontology annotation, biological process: protein folding. Bases 16 to 1161 code for a protein of 381 amino acids.
CUCCCGCGCGCCUUGAUGACGUCAGCAGCCUGCCACGGUGAUUGGCCGCUGCGCGCGCAGCCUAGCUCCGCACCGCAGUCGUCGCAGGUGGAGAUGGAAGCGGAGAGGAGCAGCGGUGGAGGCGGCGCGGGUCCGCGGGCGGCGGGCUCCUGGCGGCGCCUCUGGGCACUCCUCCUUGCCGUGUCCUCCCUGCCGGCGGCCACGGCGCUGGUGGAGGGUCUGUACUGCGGCACCGAGGUGUGCUACGACGUCCUCGGCGUCACCCGGGAGGCCUCCAAAGCGGAGAUCGCCCGGGCUUACCGACAGCUGGCCCGCCGGUACCACCCGGACCGGUACAAGCCAGAGGAGCCCGGCGCGGAGGAGUCCUCUCACAAGAAGUUCCUGCUCAUCGCGACGGCCUACGAGACGCUAAAGGAUGAAGACUCCAGGCGGGACUACGAUUAUAUGCUGGACCAUCCUGAGGAGUACUACCAGCACUACUAUGCUUACUACCGCAGACGCCUCACCCCCAAGGUGGACGUCAGGGUUGUGAUUCUGGUCACAAUCUGUGCCAUCUCCAUCUUCCAGUAUUACAGCUGGCACAGCAGCUACAAUGAAGCCAUCAACUACUUGAUGACGGUCCCCAAGUACCGCAUCCAGGCCACAGAGAUCGCCAAGCAACAGGGCCUCCUCAACCGCACCAAAGAGAAAGGCAAGAACCGCCGCUCCAAAGAGGAGAUCCGAGAGCAGGAGGAGGAGGUGAUCCGUGACAUCAUCAAAAACAAAAUAGACAUCAAAGGAGGCUACCAGAAGCCCAACCUGACCGACAUCCUGCUGUGUCAGAUUGUCCUCUUCCCCUACUACCUGACCAGCUACAUGGUCUGGUACGUCUCCUGGGUUUACCGCUUCACCAUCUGCAGAGAGGAGUACGGAGACGAGGAGAAACUCUACAUCAUCAGGAGGUACAUGAAGAUGUCUCAGUCUCAGUUUGACAGUUUGGAGGAGAACAGCAAACAGACGUUCCUGGAGAAACAGCUGUGGAUCAAAGAGAAGUUCCAGGCGUACAAAAAAGAUCAAGAAGAGGAGAUGAAGGUGAAGAUGGCUACUGACCCGAGGAUGAAGCGGUACCGCCGCUGGAUGAAGAACGAGGGGCCCGGCCGGCUGACUUUCAUGGAGGACUGACGUUUGCUGAAUCUGUCCACGAUCUGCUUCAGCAUGAACCCUCACAGCUGCUCUGCAGAGAGGAGGAUCCUGUUUCUAUAGUGAGAUAUUUUCAUACAGACCAGACCUCAGAAUGGAGGUGAAUCAACUGAGGAUUUACAUUAUAAAUCAUCUUUUUUACUUCAUCAAAGUUCUGUUUAACUUCCUUUAUGACUCUGUACCCUGAACCUUCUGUUUUCUGCGGCUGAUAAAUGCAGGAGUUUUCAAGCCUUUGUUAUUCUUGAAUGUUCAUAAAGAGAGGGCUACCAGACCAGCCCCCCCACCAGCCUGAAGUGUCCUUGGAGGAGGCGGCGGUGGCGAGGUUCAAGAGAGACCAGCAGCUUGUGUCUGAAACUCAGCUUGAGCAACAGAAAUCCAUGUGAUUUGCAUUUCUUCUUGAGGUCUUUGUUGCGUAACGACCGUACCGCUGCUGAAGAGGUGGAGUCUUCUCUGCAACACGAGGAGGAACAGCUCCUCUCUGCUGGACGGUUCUUCUAUGUUUUAAAGUAAAACAGUAAUGGAGCGUUCCAGCAUGUUUGCUCCAACUCUCUUUUCUCCCGUUGGCCUCUGUCAGAGCGUCUCGUCUGAUGAAUGAAAGCCAGAGUCACAGCUGAUGUUCUCUGGAAGUUGCUCAACCUCAGGACUCUGUGUGCUUUAUGAAUGAGUUUGGGGGGGGACUCCUUACUGUUCACUGCUUUUUAAGGUCUUUGUUUUUCUUAUUUAUUGUUUCCUUCUUCUGUUUUGGGUUUACAGUCAUUAAAUGAUCAUGCAGCCUUCUGCAUUGUCACAGUCA